This is a messenger RNA of Oreochromis aureus, 8446 nucleotides long. RefSeq names its product caspase-8-like. NCBI's taxonomy places the organism in Eukaryota, Metazoa, Chordata, Actinopteri, Cichliformes, Cichlidae. Gene Ontology annotation, molecular function: protein binding. The transcript has 11 exons. The record is from RefSeq and is a predicted model, not a curated record. Gene Ontology annotation, biological process: regulation of apoptotic process. Bases 398 to 1378 code for a protein of 326 amino acids.
UGACAGAUUGCUCUCUCCAGGCUGUUACCUCGUUGCUCCUGAUGGGGCAGCAAAGAGCGCAGUGACGUCUGCUACCGCCAGAGAAACCACCAGCACUCUUCUCCCGCGUCACUUGUUGAAGUCUAAACCGACACGAAACUUGCGUGUGGGAUGACAUCAUGAUAACACCUGAGCAGAAGCAGUCUAUGGACACUACACAGUGGCACCGACGUCUUCAUAGGACUUAGUUUCUGUUUGAGUUUUGAAAGCGAAAGCGUCCCAAGUUCCGAGAGCGUCCGAGAUAACAGGAAGAGGGAGCGCCGGCUAAACGGCGUUUGUGUGUAAUAAACAAUAAUAGUAUUGUGCUGCUAUAAUUUCAAGAGUUACGCUGUGUAAACGUUUGUAAUGCAGACUCGGCAUGUCUGCCAAAGCGACCGUGAGGAGAAACAAAACAGCCAUCCAAAGGAUUCUGUCCGGAGACCACAGGCUGAUCCUCAACAAAGUUUAUGAGAAGGAGCUGAUCAAUCAACGGGAGUACAACAGUCUUAAAAGUAUCAACAGGGAAGAUGCGGAGGGACACGUUAUUGAGCUCGUGGAUAAGAUCAUGAAUAAAGGAGACGAUACGUGCGGAGCUUUCCUGAACCUCCUGCAAACUGAUGAAGACAUUAAAAGUACUUUCCCUGAGCUGAAGGACUUACAACUGAAUGAGGCCCUCUUUGUACCCAGGCCGGUCGAAAUUUCUCCACCUCACAAUGGCGUCGAGUCAAAAGGUAUACAACAUAACUCCAGCCAAAGGGAAACGAUGUUCGACGACGGGAAAGGAAAAGGAGCGCAACAUGUGACGCCCCGUUCCGAUAGGAGCAGGUCCACGACAAAUAUUCGGACUUUGUUGGACAUAAACAACGAACUGGAAUCUUCUGAGGUGGCUGCUCUUUGCUUCUUGUGUAGUGAUGUUGUCAGUAGGAAACAUCUGGAGGAGAUCAGGCAGGCCAAAGAUCUCUUCUCAAGGUUAAGUGAAAAAGGUCUACUGGAGAACAAUACAUUCAUCAAGGAGCUGCUCCGCACUAUCCAUAGAGAAGACCUCAUCAUACGCUUAGAGGCAGACAGAGGAAAUCUAGAGGAAACAGAUGCUAGACGUGUCCUGUCAAACUUCAGAAUAAUGCUGUACAAAAUAUAUGAUGACAUGACUGUAGAUGGUCUUGAAAGCAUGAAGCUUCUACUGAUGUCAAAGCUGGGCAAACGACACCUUGAUCACUGCAAAACAGCGCUGGAUGUGUUUGCUGAAAUGGAAAAGAAAGAGUUGAUAUCAGACACACAUGUUGAUGAGCUGUAUGACGUGCUGCUAAAGCUGGACGUAAAACUGGCAAAGACUGUGAAACACUACACCAUGAGUCGGUGAAGACUGUGAUGGACAGCCAGACACAGAGCCCGCCUUUCUUCAGCCAGGAGAUGGAUGAUAUCUCGACUGUCCUGGCACGUGUGAACAGGGAGAUCAACAGAAGAGAGUAUUUAGAUGCCAGAGCCCUGAUACACUCUCACCAAGAGGCUCAUCCUCAAAUAUGUGAGAUCAAGUACAACACUGCAAGAGUCCCAAAGUCCCAGAUUCACACGAUCAUAGACAUUAUCAAUCUGGUUUACAGUGUGUCUGUGGUUUUAUUUAUGGAAGCAUUUGUGCUUUUUUAUUUUGUCAUAAUACACAUGCAGUAUCUCAAAAAAGUGAGUACACCCCUCAAAUUUUUGUAAAUAUCUUUUCAUGGAACAACAUUAAAGAUAUGACACAAAGUAGUCAGUGUACAGCUUGUAUAACAGUGCAAAUUUGCUGUCCCCUCUAAAUAACUCAACAUACAGCCAUUAUUGCCUAAACCGCUGGCAACAAAAGUGAGUACACCCCUAUGUGAAAAUGUCCAAAUUGUGCCCAAUUAGCCAUUUUCCUUCCUGGUGUCAUGUGACUCGUUAGUUUUGCAAGGUUUCAGGUGCAAAUAGGGAACAGGUGUGUUGAAUUUGGGGUUAUUGCUCUCACACUCUCUCAUUCUGGUCACUGGAAGUUUAAUGUGGGACAUCAUGGCAAAGAAUUCUCUGAGGAUCUGAAAAAAAGAAUUGUUACUGUACAUAAAGAUGGCCUAUAGGCUAUAAAAAUAUUGCCCAUACCAUGAAAUUGAGCUGCAGCAUGGUGGCCAAGACCAUACAGCGGUUUAACAGGACAGGUUCCACUCAAAACAAACCUCGCCAUGGUCAACCAAAGAAGUUGAGCGCACAUGCUCAGCAUCAUAUCCAGAGGUUGUCUUUUGAAAAUAGAUCAGUGCUGCCAGCAUUGCUGCAGAGGCUGAAGGCGUGGAGGGUCAGCCUGUCAGUGCUUAGACCACACACUGCAUUAAAUGGCUGUCGUCCCAGAAGGACGCCUCUUCUAAAGAUAAUGCAUAAGAAAGCAUGCAAACAGUUUGCUGAAGACAAGCACAGGACUACCUGUGGUCUGAUGAGACCAAGAUAAACAUAUUUGGUUCAGAUGGUGUGAAGGGUGUGUCAUAUAUUCAGUGUUAUCCCAUGAAAAGAUAUAACAAAAUAUUUGAGGCAUGUACUCACUUUUGUGAGAUACUGUAUAUAGUAAUUAUCUAAUGGUUUGAAACAAAGUGAAUUAUAAUCAAAUUAUAAAAUUUUGUCCGUUCAAGACCAAUGAACUGUUGCCACUGGAAAAAUGGAACUAAACUCUGGAUUUCUUUAUAAUUUGAUUGUAGAUUUUUGUUUUGUGUUUGAUUACUUAAAAUUCAGCUGUUUUUCACAGCGACUGCCUUUUGUUGAUGUCAUUUUCCUUUGUCCUGAAAGUUUAGGUUCUGUAAAUGUAAGUGUUAAAUUAUCUAUUUGCUGAAAAGGAUUUUAUUUUUUAUUUUUCCUGCAUUAUUGUCUGUAUUACAAGGUUAAAAAAAAAAAAAAAAACUUCAUACACUAUCUUUAAGACUUGGGUUUUUUUUGUGUGGGGGGGUGGCUGCGUAUGCCAUGGGAAUUGGGUGCUGUGAUGUCUGCCUGCUGAGACGAGGGGUGCUGCAGCACAGCUACUUCUCAGCGUCUACACCAAAGGCUGUGAACACGUUAUUCCCGCUGUAGAGAUGUAGAAGGCUGUGGAGGCUGGGUCAGCUCGCCAAAGACAGGAGGCUGAGACGGCUGAACGAAAUGAACAAACUUCAAAAUGUCAGGGGGUCAGAGGUGGUUAAGGCCCCAGGCUCAGUCUGGGUAGGCCCCGGGGAAGGUUUUAAUCACCAGGGGGCCCAUCUUGGCCACACAAAAAACAGUCUUAAAGAGAGUGUCCUUGAAGUCAGUUUGGUGGCUUAACUAGUUCUUUAUUGUUUUGUUGCAUGACAGACGCAGAAUUUACAUAGGUUCAAGUUAAAAAUGGCUGCCAUGUCUGUUUACUCACUCAGAAGCCUCAAACGAGCAAAGAGCACCAAACCCAGGCAGUAUACACUUUUAUUGUGGAUCACAGAAACAGAAUGUUAACAUUUCUUGAUGCAUGCUCAAUCAUCCAGGUAAGUAAAUCCCCAAAAGUGGAUUUUGUUCAGUCCCACAGUGGGACUUAAAAUCCUUAAAAUCACAGAUCUUUGGUUUCAAAAAGGAAAAGAAAAAACAAAUGAAAGAAAACAAUUGAAAAUAGGAUUUCUGUAUUUCCUACCCUAAUACGGCACCACUUUUAGCAUAAUCGAUGUUUAAUGAGGAGGAUAUAGCUUGAAUUAGUGUCCUGGAAUUUGACUCUCUAACAUUUAAUAAUAAUAUUAAUAAUAAUAAUACAUUUUAUUUAAAAGAGCCCAAGGACACUGUGAAGAGCAAAUGAGACGGGCAUAAAAACAGGAAAUAAUAAGAGAAAGUUUAAGAACAUGGGGAAGUUAUAUAGAGUAGGCGAUCUUGGACAGAUGGGUUUUGAGGGUGGCCUUAAAAUUUGAAUUGAAUUUGAAUUUUUUUUUUUUUUUUUUUUGAAUGAAGUGAUGUUUCUGAGGUCAGGGGGUAGGGAAUUCCAAAGUCGAGGGGCAGAGCGACUAAAAGCCCUGCCCCCCAUGGUAAUAAGACGAAAGGAUGGAACAGGAAGGAAGAAGAGAAGAGGUCAUGCUGUUCAUUUGCAAAUGCAGCAAAACGGCAAAAACAUGUUCUUUGAAGGUUGCUCCAGCUGCCAUGGUGCUCCUUUCUGUCCUGAGAUGAUGUGUGGCUGCUUCAAAACGCUGGAGUCUUGAAUACAACUGUUUUCCAUACUGUCAAUUCUUUAAGUGUAGUUCAUCAGUGCUUGUCAUUCUCCCUCCUUUUUCUGAAAAAGGACAGCAUUCACAACCCUACCUUCUUCAGAAACACCGAAUUAAAACAAUUCAGCACAAUACUGUUGCAGCUUGAGUUGGAGCUUCUUUAGUGGUUUUGAAAGGAUCUUCUUCCUUGUAGGGAAGCUUCCCCCUGCUGUGGUCCCACUUUAGGUUGUCCCAUCAAUCGCUGGGUGGCUCUUUUUCCUCUUGGACACUCUCUCCACCAAUGUCCUACUUCUCCACAAUUAUUACAGGUACUAAACAUCGUCUUUAAGUCUAGAGAGCUCCUUUGGCACCAUAUUCCAUCCCAUGAUGUUUGCUGUCGAUGCACAGUGCAGUAGUUUGGAGUCGACCCCCAAAUUGCUGGAGCUGGUGGGUUCUGCUGUUGUUGUGCUAAAGCCGCAGCUACUGCUUGCUCUAGAUCAGCCUUCAGAUCCAUAGAUGUUACCACGGUUUCUCUGGGCGUCGCCUUUAUUUUAUCAGCUUUGGUGUUGGAAAUCAAUCUCUUUAUGAAUUAAUGGAUGUGACUUUCGCACAAAUAUAUACAAUACAUUUCUAAAGCACAAAGGCAGGAGACAAACAUCUUGUUCUUUAACUGAUUUUAAGAAAGAAGUCUUGGAAAGUCAUCCUAGUCAGACCACUGACCAUUCUGAUGUCCCUGAACCCAACAAUGAUGAAUGCUCUAGUGAUGUUGAUCCAGAAAGUGCAUCUUGUGCUGUUCUUCAAGGACUUAGCUUACUCCUACUUGAGUUAGAAAGGACUUAUAAUGCUUCAGUGAGGUGCAUUGAUGCUUUGGCUGAAGGUCUUUUCUAUAUUUCUUCUGCUGCAUCUGUGGAGGCUGAAAAUCAGUUAAAAAUAUAAUUGAUUCAGCACUGAAAUCUAACAAAUGCACAGUUGACCACACUAUCAUAAAGGACUUGGCUGAACAGUUGCGCAGCUCGCAUCCCAUUAGUAGAGCUCUUGGAGCAGGCGGGCCACUUGGUUCAGCUUUUAAGAAAAAUAAGUAUUUUAAGGAGCAUUUCCAGUUUGUGGAUCCUAUUGAAUAUAUUCUUGAUGCUGAACAAAAAGGUUUUCAAUAUGUACCAGUUCUUAAGACUUUGCAAGAAGUACUGAAGAACAAAGAUAUUGCAAUGGAAGCCUUUUUGAGGUGCUCAAGUAGCACUGGGCAUUUUAAGUCCGUUUUUUAUGGUACAUGUUUUUAGGAAAAUUACUUUUAUGCUGUAGAAGAAACAAGACUCUCUAUAAUAAUUUGUGUUGAUGACUUUGAGGUGUGUAACCCAUUAAGAACCUCUUGAAAAAAACAUAAAAUAACUAGUUUAUUGGGUUUUGGCCAAUUUGCCAUUGAGAUUACUGUCUGCUUUAACAUCAAUACAACUAGCUUUACUUUGCAAAUCUGUUGAUGUAAAACAGUUUAAAUACAAAGUAGUAUUGGAUCCACUUUUGAAAUAUCUUCUCACUCUUGAAAAGGAGAGGGUUUUUAUUUCAUGUUUAGGGAGAAAUAUUAAAGGCGCCCUACACUGUGUUGUAGCCGAUAACCUUGGUGCUCAUGCAAAUAGUGGACUUGUUGAAAGUUUUAAUGGGCCAUAUGUUCGUAGAUUCUGCUUUGGACAUUCUUCAGAGUACCAGACACAUAAAGUACGGUCUGGGGUCCUCCCACUUCGAAAAAAGGAUGACUAUGUUUUACAUGUACAAUCUGUCAAAGAAAAUCCAAAUUUAGUGCCUCAUUUUGGCUUAAAGCGGUCAUGUCCAUUAACUGAUCAACUUAAUCAUUUUCACUUUGUGUCUGGAUACCCACCAGAUGCCCUUCAUGACCUUUUUGAGGGAAUAGUGCCAAGAGAGUUAGCAUUGUGUUUUCAAGGUUUUUUUUGAAGAAGCACUGCUUCAGUUUGACUUAACUGAAUAAUGUAAUCAAAUGUUUUCCAUAUAAGGGCUCAGACAAAUUUAACAGCCCAAAAGCAAUCCCUCCACAUUUGCAAAAAUAUACAAAACUACAACAACAACAAAAAACUUGAUAACAUGUACAUCUCCCAAGUAUUUGUUUUUUGCAACAUUUGGUGUGUUGAAAUCUGCUAUUUGUUUUAUAGUUUUACAUCUCAACUGUUGUAUAAACAAAAAGUAAUAAAUAAUUUUAUUUAAUUGAAGGGAAAUUUAACUCUGCCCAUUUACAUUUUAUUCUAGGUUGAACGAGAUGGAGGCAAAGCUUUAUGUAAUUAUUGAUGACCAAAUCGAGAAGUUGGUUCUUCCAUCAGGGAUCCCACCAGCAGUGGAGGAGCUGCAGAGUGUUGUGAAGGAUACCUUUGGGUUUUCAAACGACUUCAGUCUUCAGUAUUUUGACCCAGAAUUUCAGGACUACUUCACUCUUCACAGAACUGACCAGAUAAAAGACAAAGACACUGUGAAGGAUUUUGGCAUCACCCCAGUCAUCCUAAGCUUGACUCCGGUUGAUGACAGUUUUGGCAUCCCCUCUGGCCAACUGUCAAUGGACUAUGACUCCUCAUAUGCUGAGUCAGUUGUAUCCAGUGCAGACUCUGCUGCAACCACAUCUUCUCAGGACACCAUUAUUCUCAAAAGGCAGAAGACCACAGAACGUUGUGAGCCCUGGCCGAAGCAGUUUCCCAUUCCACAGUUUGCAUAUGAAAUAGAGAUGUACCUGGAAACAGCCACUGAGGAGUAUAAAAAGAAUGGAAAUCUUCUGCCUACCUCCAAAGUAAAGACUGACAUUCUUGAGAAGUUGGCUGAAACUAUAUUUACAUUUACAGCCUAUCCUUCAAGUGCACAGGUUAGUUAUGUUGCUGAGGCACUUGUGACAAAAUACCCUUAUCUCAAGGAACCUGGCUCUUUCGCAGGUUAUUAUGGUUAGCAACAAAGCAUCAAAUACAAGAUGGCCAAUUAUCGUACAAAACUUAGAGGGUUUGGUGUUCCUAAGUUGACAUGCAAUGCUAUGAAACACAAGAGUCCAGGUGACCAGAAGUCUGCAAAGAAAGUGAAAAAGCCUCAAAAAACAGAGGUAAAUUACCUUCCGCCAUAUCCAGCAGGUGAAGAUGAGGACAGUCAAGAAGAAGAGAGAAUUCAGUUGCUUACUGAAGUCAAGAAAAGAGACAACAAAGUGAUAAAAGAAAAAUGGCCAAAACAUUUGCACAUAGACUACAUGAAAUCAUCAACCUAUCCCCCAGCAUUGAGGACAUCGAAGCCAGAUGGCCAGCUUUGUUUGAGGCAUCUCAUCUGCAGGAUGAGUUCUACAGGAUCACCCUGGUACACCUUGAACCCAAAUUCAUGUCCAUUCUGGAUGAGUACACUCACAAGCUGUUGGCCCUUUUCCAUCCCAAGGGGGGAGCCAUGGGAUUGAAGUUGCAGGCUAUCAUAGCCAAGUGACCAAGCAAUCCUAGCAAUAACAUAACCAGAAAUCUGGUUAUUCAGUGCUUGAUGGUGUACCCUGGGGAGUCCAUUGAUCAACUGAUCAAAGAGUACAGUGAUGCUGAUGGGGAUGGUGUGUCACAAGAUCUUUCUAAACAGAGGAUGAAAAUCUACCAAAUCAAGGUUGUUGGAUCUGAGGAGGAUGACAUUGGCAUUGUGCCGGAGGGUGUGAGAGUUAUGCCUGCUCUGGGUAAUUUUCCAAGAGCAUGCGCAAUGCUGGUUGGAUUGACAUAUGCAGUUGAUCUUGCCUAUCCCAAAGAGCUAAAAUACACCUUGGAAGUAUUCCAGAAACUUUUCCUUGAACUGGAUUGUGCUAGGCUCUCACCAAAAGUGAACAGCCUCAAGAAUAAGUUGAUGGCUUAAACAAGGACUCUGAAAGAAUGAAAGGAAGUAAGCGCACUCAAAACGUUUGGUUUGUCUUUGUUAGAUGUGGCUAUCUUUUCAGUUUUCAAGUAAAUUUCAACUUGAAAAAUGACCUGCAAUGUGUCAGGCUGUAUUUGUGCUCUUUAUUUUAAUGUUUGUUUUUUUAUUACCUACAAGUUUCUUGGGAAUGUUCUGUUUGAAAGGCAACAAAUUGGAGGAAUCACUAGUGAAGCUUUUCUUUGUUUAUAUUUUAUGUUACUAUAAAACAUUAGUUUAAAACAAGUUUGUCUGCAAUUCUGUUCAAUUUUAAUCUAGUCCUGUAGAUGUAGAAAUGUUACUUCCUCUUACAUGUGUCUUAGAUUUUCUCAGCUUAAACUUCCAUAUUGGGAUAAAAGGUUGAUUUACAUUAUUGAUAU